UGUCCCGGCAGGUUCCGCGUGCAGAGGGACUGGUGGCUGCAGCUCGGAGAACAUGGCUCCUAAGUACAGGAUGAGAGAACUGAAAGACGCUGCAGAGAAAUUUCUACAACAUCUAAAUGACACAGGCAGAAUGAAUGUCACCAGUAAAGAAGAACUGAGAAGUAUCUAUGGUGAAUUCAAAAUACAACAUGGCCGUCUACCGAAUUUUUCUUCUGUUAUCUAUUGCCUUAAAGGGGCAGGAAAAGCUUUCGUAAGUGGAGACUCUAUUCAUCUGACACAGGUUGUAAGGAGAAGAUCAAGAUUGGCUGAUCAGUAUAUAACUAUUAGACAAGACCAGGUACCAUUACCCACUCAGCCUGGUCAGGAUGGGAAUAACUGUACAAGAGCAGAAGCACGAAGAAUAAUUCAGUGGCUGAAGGAAAACCGGCAGGAGUUUAUCCAAAGCAAGAAUGGAAUUGUAAUUAAGUCAGGCUAUGAUCUCACAGAUGGUCGGAUAAGAUUUCCCCUGCAAGUCAAUGAACCUAAGAUUGUGACCGUUUCUAUUGAGAAUACAUCCGAUAAAGUGGUGACAUUUGUCCAGUACAAACUUCUUCGUAAGAUGCGGGUGUUUUCACUUCAAGAUGAACAACAGAUAUCUGCCGUCAAUACUAAAAUUUUAAAUCCAGGAGAUGUAUAUGAUGUUUCUGUGACGGCUGAAACAGCUUAUUACGGAUAUUUCCCUGUAACUAUUGUAUUUGAAUUCAUAAGAGGAAAUGUGGAGUCCAUGGAGAAAUUUCUUAUUGGGAGGUUCAUCUCUGCAGUUUCUAACAGUAGAUUAGCUGAUGACCUGGCACCAACUUCCAGAUACAUUCCCUAUCAAAGGAAUCUUACAAGGACCUUGGAAAGAAUUGAGGAAGAUGGAAUCCAACCUGACAGGUCUGUAGACUAUUCCUUAGAACGGGAGAUUCCACUUGGUAAUUUUCCUUCACCUUCAUACCUAAGAGAAGAUAUAAGAAAAGGGCUGUUCUCCAGCAGAAGACCUAUAUCGUAUGCAUCAAACGAUGGGAACUUGCUGAUCUCAACCCUAGGGUUUAGCAACUAUCCUGAUAAAUUUCACUUGCUGCUACACCUAGAAGAGAUACAAAUGGAGAUUGACAUCCGGAAAUACGACAAAGAACGACAGACAAUGGAAAGAGACAGAAAUCUCCUAAUUCUUGAUGUGCCGGGGGUAGCUGAAAACCGCCCUUCAGUAUUAAAGGGAGAUCACCUUUUUGUCACUCUGUCAAAUGAACCUGAAUCCCCAUCUAAAGUCAGCUACAAGGGUUAUGUGCAUGGUGUCGAGCUGGAGAGAGUCAAACUUGGAUUUUCUCAAAAUCUUGUGCAGAAAUUUAUUUCAGGAAUGCUGUUUGAUGUCACAUUUACUUUUAACCGCAUGCCGCUGACGGUUCAACACCGGGCAGUUGACUUGGUCAAAAAGAAAAACCUGCAAGAAUGUCUGUUCCCAACUGGAGCACGCCAGCAAUGUAUUGUGAAUACAGACAACCUGAGACUGUAUGACCAAAAUCUUGAGAAUAACGAAGAACAGUACAUGGCAGUAAAGCAGAUUGUGAGUGGAUUCUCCAGACCAGCUCCUUAUCUCAUAUUUGGUCCACCAGGCACUGGAAAAACUGUAACUUUGGUGGAGGCCAUCAAACAGGUACUAAAGAAUAUUCCUAAGUGCCGUGUCCUUGCAUGUGCGCCAUCGAACAGCGCGUCAGAUCUGAUCUGUGAGCGCUUGAUGAAACACAUAGAUAAGAACGAUAUUUACAGGAUGAUGGCCAGCAGCAGAGAUUUUCGUUUUGUUCCAGAAAUUAUCAAGCCCUGUUGUAACUGGAAUAAUACAACCCAGGCAUAUGAAUAUCCUUGCAAAAAUAAGCUUAUGGAAUACAAGGUUAUCAUCACAACUCUUAUUACAGCCGGAAGGCUUGUUUCUGCGCAGUUCCCAGAUGGCCAUUUUACCCAUGUGUUUAUUGAUGAAUCUGGACAUGCAGUAGAGCCUGAGUGUGUAACAGCUAUAGCAGGUAUUCUGGAUGUGACAAAAGAAGGGCAGUUGGUUCUGGCUGGUGAUCCACAGCAGCUAGGCCCAGUGUUAAGGUCUCCAUUUGCCAUUGAGCAUGGAUUAAGUCUUUCACUGCUGGAAAGACUAAUGACUCAAAAUCCACUCUAUGGAAAAUCCAACGGAACUUACAAUCCUCAAUUUGUCACCAAGUUACUGCUGAAUUACAGGUCCCAUCCUGACAUUCUCUCUGUUCCAAAUGAACUUUUUUAUGAUAAUGAGCUCCAAGCCAAGGCUGAUGAAAUGGUCACACGUGUAUACUGCAACUGGGAGAAGCUUCCAAAGAAGAACUUUCCACUCAUAUUCCAUCAUGUGCUGGGGAAAGAUGAACGAGAAGGGAACAGCCCAUCCUUCUUCAAUGUACAUGAGAUAGAGGUUCUGGUGUCUUAUCUCCGUGACUUGCUGGAGACACAAGGAAAGAAAGGCAUAGCCAAAAUUUCUCCCAAAGAAAUUGGCAUAAUUGCUCCUUAUAGAAAGCAGGUGGAAAAAAUUCGGAAAGCCAUUAAUAAAGAAUUCGGAGCUGUAACUGACAUUAAAGAUCUUAAGAUUGGAUCUGUGGAAGAGUUCCAGGGUCAGGAACGGAGAGUGAUCCUUAUAUCUACAGUGCGGAGUUCUAUGGAUUAUGUCAAACUUGACGAAGACUUCAGUCUUGGAUUUUUAAAAAACCCUAAGAGGUUUAAUGUCUCCAUUACAAGGGCUAAAGCUCUCUUAAUCAUGAUUGGCAAUUCCAUCAUCCUACGAAAAGAUCCAAAUUGGUCUCGAUUUUUGAAGUUUUGCUGUGAUAAAGGUGGUCAUCGUGGCUUCCAAGCUGAUGACCUUGAAGAUCUGGAUGACACAGAACUUGCAGACCUUUUUGGAAACCUGAAUGUUAAUGUACCACAACCUAGUGAACCGAGUGGCGAGAGCGUAGUACAGCAGCAGGGAGAGCCAGCAUGGAGACAUGAACAUUAACUUAUCCUUGAUGAUGACUCUCAUAGGAGAUCUGCACAUAGUCCUAUCUUUGCUUUUGGACUGAAGCCUGCUAUCGUCUUUAUAUAGGUUUCAAUUCAGUGAUGUCUAGCACAACCAGUCUUUAUUUUUUUAUUUUUUUUGGACUGCAUUAAAUUAUAUGUGCUUUUUUUCAUGUAAAAUGUCCUCUUAUAAGUUAUUGAAAAUGUUAUUUGUCGUUUAAAGAACAGGUGUAAUUCUCAUAGCAAGAUCAACCACAUUUCUCAGACUCCAAAGCUGGAUAGUUCAUAGAAGCCUAUUUGUCUGUGGGUUUGCUGUUUCUUGUAGGAAGCUGGAUGAACUUAUGUGGCCUGAAUGGUGGUCGCCUAGCUUUCCAUAAAUACGAUCUAUAUAAGACUAUCUUCACACUUGCCAGCAUACCCCUCAGGGUUUUACGACAAUUCAAUUCAAGUACGAGCCAUUCAAGUACAUUUGACAUAUACAUAAAUAGAGCAUCUGCAGCAUUAUUCAUGUUUGUAAAAAUGCCAAACUUCAUUUAAGUCAAUGGGGUCUGUCAUAAUUCACCAGAAAUCAUUAGAAUUUUUUUUUUAUUUUUUUUUGUAGAACGUGCCUUAAAGGGAUAGACUCUUGUCAGUAGAUGGGUGUCUGGUAUUACAUCUGAUCCCUAUUCAAGUGCAAUACCAAAUGAAGCCAAUGGACCAAGUGUGGUGCUGCUUCUGAAAGCAGACCCUUUUUUAUAAUCUAGAUAAACUUCAUUAACAGAAUAAUAUUCUUUUCACGAGUAGUAAUAUUUUCAUUUAGUAAAAAAAAAAAAAUUGGGCUACGCAUUCAAGCAGCCGCAGGAAAAACUAUAUAUUUUUAACAUUCUGAUCCUGAAGUAGAGAUUGAUAUUUUGGCCACCAAUAUUCAUAAGAGCAGCCCAACCAACAAGCUUUCCAUAGAAUUGCGGUAACACUCCUUUCAAACGUCAGAAUUGGCAAUUUUAACCCAACUUGAUACAAAUUUUACUUAAUAUUUAUUGUAUUGAUCAACAGAGUGAAAAACAAUCUUGAUUUGAUUUGUAAUUGUCUUAUCUUUAUCCUUUGACAAACCCAGACCUGUUCCAUUGCCUGUGAUGGUGCACUGGGAGAGUCUACACUAUAUUAGAAUGGUUAAUGUCUAGCACACGGGUAUUUAUACUAAACUUGGUCAAUACAUUUGUGAAUUGUUGUAGAAGAACCAAAACUGUAAAUCACAGAAUUUUAUAUAAUUGAUUUAGAAAGUGGAAUGUCUUAGAUAAUGCUUUAUUUAAACACAAUCUCUUUCAUCUCCAAUUUAAAUUAUGGCCUGAUGGUGAUCCUAUUUGGAUUUUAUUUCCACUACUUUCUCCAAGUUUCACGUUUCUUAUUCUAUUAGUUGCACAUAUAUUGAAGAGUCACUGACAAUUAACAAUCAGAUUGGGGGAGGGGACAAGGGGCCUGGAUCUUGAUAUGCAUGUUGUAUUUUGGAACUGAGAAUAUUCACGUUGUUUUAGUUUGUCAGUUUAUCAGUUGGCUGAAAAAUUAUUUCCAGUUCAUACUGAUAUUUUUAUAUUUGGAUUUCUUGAUUUCUAUAGUAUGUUUUGUACUAAUAAAAGUUAAAAGUGAA
Bufo gargarizans (Asiatic toad) is the source of this 4648-nucleotide messenger RNA. RefSeq names its product putative helicase MOV-10. Gene Ontology annotation, molecular function: RNA binding; 5'-3' RNA helicase activity. The record is from RefSeq and is a predicted model, not a curated record. The transcript has 23 exons. NCBI's taxonomy places the organism in Eukaryota, Metazoa, Chordata, Amphibia, Anura, Bufonidae. Bases 53 to 3025 code for a protein of 990 amino acids.